Ochlerotatus camptorhynchus is the source of this 3272-nucleotide messenger RNA. RefSeq names its product alpha-N-acetylgalactosaminidase. Gene Ontology annotation, cellular component: cytoplasm. Gene Ontology annotation, molecular function: alpha-galactosidase activity. The coding region runs from base 691 to 2070 and encodes 459 amino acids. The transcript has 7 exons. The record is from RefSeq and is a predicted model, not a curated record. NCBI's taxonomy places the organism in Eukaryota, Metazoa, Arthropoda, Insecta, Diptera, Culicidae. Gene Ontology annotation, biological process: oligosaccharide metabolic process; glycoside catabolic process.
ACAGUGUGUGUUUAGAAGAAAAUUGCAUUCAUACAGAAAAUUUCUUUGAAAGUACACCCACAUUAGUUGCAAUUGCAAGUGUCGUUUAUGCCCACUGCACAAAGGCGCAUUUUUCUGCCCACCGAUUCAUACAUAUUUUUUUUUUUAUAUUUUUGCUGUUAUCGUGCUCUGCUGGCGGAAAGUGAAGCAUUUCGCUUCGAUAUCUGUUAUCUCACCGCCUCCACAGUCAGCGCAUUGCAAAGUUGUUUAACCACAACACAACCCCUGUCAGGCUAGAGUCUAGAGAGUGUCGGUGGGCAACAGUUGUCUGGUGGUAGAAAGAAAAAGCGCAAUUUGUGAGUUUGGCGAGGGCUUGUUGUUAGUCGAAAGUGGCUUGUUUUGCACGAUUGAUAAAGUAAGAAUCGCAACGGAAGGAAAAGUGAGUGAAAUUGCUUUAUAUUUUUCAGUGUACUUUAACUCUCUGCAGCAGGCGCGAAGAAGGUGAAGAUAAAUACAGUGAAAAGGAUUUUUUUGAAUCAAGCAGGACAGAGCCAGGCAGCAGCAGAGUAAGCAUUUGAAGCACGACAUCGUCGUCGUCGUCGUCGUCGCCAUAUUUUGGGUAGCAAGAGGUUAUUGACUUGAAUCAGCAGUCAAGCUACGAGAAUUUCAACGCUCACAAACAGCACCUCACUCCCCACCACCCGCAACAAAAUGAUAUUGCAAAGGCAGUCGAAGGGUGGGACACAGUCCACCCGCCCAACCCGAAGCAGUAACGCACCCCUGCAGACUAUUUGCAUUUUCCAAGCUGUGAUAGUAUCGAUAGUGCUAGCCGUGUUCCUCCUGCCAGCGGAAAUUUCCAGCCUCGAGAAUGGCCUCGCACGGACACCGCCGAUGGGUUGGCUUUCUUGGGAACGGUUCCGCUGCAACACGGACUGCGAAGGGGACCCGGAGAAUUGCAUCAGUGAAAACUUGUUCCGCACGAUGUCCGACCUGGUGGUGAGCGAAGGGUACUCCGCCCUGGGCUACGAAUACAUCAACGUCGACGAUUGCUGGUUGGAGAAGUCGCGAGGACCUCGCGGCGAACUCGUCGCCGAUCGACGCCGGUUUCCCAGCGGAAUGAAAGCUCUCGCAGAUUACGUGCACGCCAAGGGGCUCAAGUUCGGCAUCUACGAAGAUUAUGGUAACUACACCUGUGCCGGAUAUCCCGGUAUUCUGGGCUUCUCUCAGAACGAUGCCGCCCAGUUUGCCUCGUGGGACGUGGACUACGUCAAACUGGAUGGAUGCUACUCACUACCGAUCGAUAUGGAUCACGGUUAUCCGGAGUUUGGACGACAUCUGAAUGCCACCGGUCGAGCAAUGGUGUACUCCUGCAGUUGGCCCGUGUAUCAGAUCUACGCCGGAAUGAAUCCAAACUACUCGUCCAUCAUUCAACAUUGCAAUCUGUGGAGAAACUACGACGAUAUUCAGGAUUCGUGGGCUUCGCUGGAGAGUAUCAUCGAUUACUACGGAAACAACCAGGACGCGAUCAUUCCCAAUGCCGGUCCAGGGCACUGGAACGAUCCAGAUAUGUUGAUCAUCGGAAACUUUGGCCUGAGCUACGAACAGUCCAAGACGCAGAUGGCUCUGUGGGCCAUCAUGGCGGCCCCGUUGAUGAUGUCGGUGGAUUUGCGAACGAUCCGACCGGAGUUCAAGGCAAUCCUGCAGAACAAGAAGAUCAUUGCCGUUGAUCAGGAUCCGCUUGGCAUCCAGGGAAGGAGGAUAUAUAAGCACAAGGGCAUCGAAAUCUGGUCCCGUCCGAUUACACCCAUCUACCAGACGUUUUACUCGUACGCCAUUGCCUUCGUGAACCGAAGAACCGACGGAACACCUUCGGACGUUGCCGUCACGCUGCGUGAACUGGGUCUGAUCUCGCCCACUGGAUACAGAGUGGAGGACCUCUACGAGGAAGUCGACUACGGAAUACUGAGCCCACAGACCAAGAUCAAGGUUAAGGUCAACCCAUCCGGUGUUGUGAUCCUCCGCGCCGAUGUCCAACCGGAACGAUUCUCCAAGAGACCGUACAAUCCCAUCUUCUACCGUUAUCCCAACUAAAGCCACCUCGGGAAAGCCUUUUCCACCUUUUCGAGCCAACCAGCCAGCCGUGUGAUCCCACUUAUUUUAGAAAACAAAAAGAAACAAAAGUUUUAAGACGAAGAAAAAACUCUACAACCUAGCAUCUAAGUCUGAUUCCCAAGCAAAGUGUUGAACUGUGCGCACUCUACAAGUCUACCACGUGAAAACUGACAACUUUUACAGAAAAAGUCGAUCUGAAAGGAUGAUAUGACGUAUCUUUAAAUAGAAUCAUUAUACAAUACAAUAGGAGAUCGUGAGCGUGUAGAUAGCAGCGAUAAUAGACAUUUAACCUUAAUGCAAUUUGUAUAUCUAAAUUGAAGCAAUUGUACAAAUGAUGAUUACCGGCUCGUUUUAGAGGGGCCUCACCCAUCUCUACUUCGCGAUUGACGAUAAGAAAUAAUCUCAAAAAAGUCGAAGAACAAACAUCAGGAGAGAAAAUACUUGAAAGAUAAUGUGCCAGCUCUACCAGAACGAAAUGAAUUCCCUAUGGAACGCGCAAAUGCACGGGUGGGUAGUGGAAGUAGUAGCAAAAGGUGCUCCGUAAGGAAUUCAUUAAAAUAUGGUGAUAUUUAUUAUACAAACAAAACCACACAGUCUGUUGUCUUCAUUUCACUUUGUAUUUCGCGAUACGCAGGUAGUUAAACACGCAAGAAUGAAGACUGGUGGAGCCAACUAGACAGCCUACCGAGAACGAGCUCGUUUCAUUUGUUUUCAAAUUUCUAAUCUACGGACAUUGCCAAAACAGCUUGAUCAAGCUAGAGUCUUCUCUACUGUGUAGCCAGCAGAAGUGCGAACCAACGUAAAGCAGUUAAAAACUGUUAGAAAAAGGAAAUAAAUUUAAACCCAACAUAAACGAAACCGCUUUCAUACACACUACACUAGCGCAAAGAUCGGUGUUAAUGGUGUAGAAAGCAUAAAACUAUUCAGUUAUCAAGAGGAGCGCUAAAAGGGGUUUGGAUGAAGUGCCAAACCGCGGAACAGCGACCGGAACCGAACUUUUUAUUUCCCUUAUUUUUUCAAUUGAAUUCCAGGAGGACCUCAAACCACACACACACAAAAACAGCAACGGAGCAUAAACAACAAAGCGUAGAUUCCAAAUUGGUUUUGCCUGUUUAUGUAAUUUAUUUUUAUCCUAGUGUUUAAGCGAUAUGAAAUUAAAUAAAAUGGUAAUGAAAAAGUGA